This is a messenger RNA of Tetranychus urticae (two-spotted spider mite), 1298 nucleotides long. It is a transcript of the gene Cchl, whose product is annotated as Cytochrome c heme lyase. Lineage: Eukaryota; Metazoa; Arthropoda; Arachnida; Trombidiformes; Tetranychidae. Gene Ontology annotation, biological process: cytochrome c-heme linkage. Gene Ontology annotation, cellular component: mitochondrion. Gene Ontology annotation, molecular function: holocytochrome-c synthase activity. The record is from RefSeq and is a predicted model, not a curated record.
ACUCAUUUUCCUCAUUUCGUUGUUGCAACUUGCUUUCGAAUCUGUCGUCAACAUAUGAUUUGGUUGCUAUGCUUAUAGUUUUCACUUUCUCACACACGUUUAAUUAAAUAAUUAAAACUUUUUUUGUGUUUAAUUUUGUUGCUUGAUACGGGCUCAUUUAAAAUGACGAAAGGAGGUGGCUGUCCGGUUAACCAUGGUCAAGCACCAUCUGGGUGUCCAAUGAGUCAAGAUGGGGAAAACCAAGUCAAGAUUAAUCCAGACAACAUGAUGCCAAUGAAUGCAAGUCAAGAGCCUUCACCUGGUCAACCUUUUCCAUUGUCAGUUGAACGAGAAGUUUCCACCAUACCAAAAGCGGGAGGCGAUGAAAAGUGGGUCUAUCCAUCUGAGCAAAUGUUUUGGAAUGCUAUGAUUCGGAAAGGUUGGAAAUGGCAAAAUGAACAUGAGAAAGGUAUAGAACCCUUGCAAAAGAAUGAUAUGUCUCACAUAAUUAGAAUACACAAUGCCAACAAUGAAGCUGCUUGGCAGGAAAUUUUAAAGUGGGAAAAUGCGUUCCAUUCUGGUGAAUGUCCUACUGGACCUAAAUUGAAGAAAUUCUCUGGUCGCGCUCAAGAUUAUACACCUCGAGCCAGGAUACGCUCUUGGCUUGGUUAUGAAUUACCUUUUGAUCGUCAUGAUUGGGUUGUAGAUAGAUGUGGUAAAGAUGUUCGCUAUAUUAUCGACUAUUAUGAUGGUGGACCAAUUAUGCCUGAUCAAUUGAAGGCGAACCCUGCUUUUGCUAUCCUGGAUGUUAGACCUGCAUUGGACAGUAUUGGUAAUGCCUGGGAUAGAAUGAAAGUUACUUGGUGGCGAUUUAGAUCCAAUUAUCUCAAUAAGCAAGCAAAAGAAGAAGUCUAAAUUUUUUUUGUUCAUCUUUAUGCAGCCAUGAAAAUUAAAUUAGCACUACUUUCUACGAUUAGGCCUCACUGCUGAUAAUUCAAGAAAAUGUUAUUUAUAUUUAGAUGGAUAAUCAUCGCCAUAAACCUGCUUGUGAUCGAUUUGUGGACUCAAAUUGGAUCUUAUGCAUCAUGAUUCUCGCUUAUUUUACAUUUAUCUCGCUUGUAUCAACUAACAUUCAAUACUGAAACAAUAUAAGAGAAGAAAGUAGUGAAAGAUUACUUUUCAUGGCUGUAUUGUAGUUUUUCGAUGUAGCUUAAUGUAGUCUUAUUAUUGAUAAAAUAUUCUAUGUAUAAAUUCACAAUUAAUCAUGACGAAAGUUAAAUUUAGGCAAAAUAAAUUAAAAUGAUAAGAUAUUGAUUUCA